AUGAAUCGCGCCACGCUCCUUUCGGUCGCAAGCAUCAUUGUGCACGCAUUCGCAGCCUGUGAUCGGGCGGCGCUGGAACAAUUGACGUCCACCUAUGUUCGAGCGCAAACUUCCGGAAAGCCCGAUCUGCUCCCGUUAGCUACCAACGCGAGUUAUAUCGAGAACGAUGCUCCCGUCGCCAUCACGAAGGGCGUGUUGAGCCAAGCCAUCGUUGUUGAUUUCAGUCGCAGCAUCCACGACACUGUGCAAUGCGCCACGUACACGGAGAUCACAGCAGCAACCGACAAGCAUCCAUAUGUCAUCAGCACGAAACUCGUCCUGGCCAAUGACAAAGUCACUAAUGUUCUGUCGGUAAUUUCUGAUGCUGGAGAUUGGUUGUUCAAUGCCACCGUUUGGCUCGAUUGGACGAAGAAGGAGAAAUGGGACGCGAUUCCGGAGAGCAAGCACGACAAGCGCGAAGUCAUACAGGCUGCUGGGGAUGCUUAUCUCGACAGCUGGGCGGACGGCAAGGUCCCGGUGCCAUAUGGAACGCCAUGCCAGCGCCUCGAGGGCGGCAUAUACACUGGCAGCAGGAACCAAACGUCCAACUCCUGCGUUAUGCCGGAGUUCCCUAAGCCUUUUAAGGGCGCCUUGAACCGUCGCUAUGUCAUCGACCAACAGUAUGGAGCCGUUGCGAUUUUCAACGACUUCCCUUUCAUUGACGUGGAUAAGCCUGAUGGUACUGCAAGCACGAACUUCGUACGUGUUGAGGGAGGGAAAAUUCGCUACAUUCAUGAGAACACUGUGUGCACGAGAAAGAACUGUGGAAGAUGA
Molecule: messenger RNA, 813 nt
Organism: Aaosphaeria arxii CBS 175.79
Lineage: Eukaryota; Fungi; Ascomycota; Dothideomycetes; Pleosporales
Exons: 1
Coding region: 1-813 (270 amino acids)
Source: RefSeq, a predicted model, not a curated record